Anopheles stephensi (Asian malaria mosquito) is the source of this 654-nucleotide messenger RNA. RefSeq lists its product as uncharacterized. The annotation marks the transcript as partial. The record is from RefSeq and is a predicted model, not a curated record. The transcript is spliced from 3 exons. Lineage: Eukaryota; Metazoa; Arthropoda; Insecta; Diptera; Culicidae.
AUGAUGGAGUCUGCGAAUACGAUCCUUCAAGAAGCCCUUGAUAGCAUCACAGAAACAGAAACACAGAAACCUUCUUCCUCCCCACCAUCACCAUCAUCAUCAUCAUCAUCAUCAUCAUCAUCAUCAUCAUCAUCAUCAUCAUCAUCAUCAUCAUCAUCAUCAUCAUCAUCAUCAUCAUCAUCAUCAUCAUCAUCAUCAUCAUCAUCAUCAUCAUCAUCAUCAUCAUCAUCAUCAUCAUCAUCAUCAUCAUCAUCAUCAUCAUCAUCAUCAUCAUCAUCAUCAUCAUCAUCAUCAUCAUCAUCAUCAUCAUCAUCAUCAUCAUCAUCAUCAUCAUCAUCAUCAUCAUCAUCAUCAUCAUCAUCAUCAUCAUCAUCAUCAUCUUCUUCCCCCUCUUCUGCUUCUUCUUCUUCCUCUUCUUCUUCUUCCUCUUCUUAUUCUUCUUCUUCUUCUUCUGUUUCUUCUUCUUAUUCUUCUUUUUCUUAUUCUUUUUCUUAUUCUUUUUCUUCUUCUUUUUCAACUGCGUCUUCUUCUUCUCAUUUUUCUUCUUCCUAUUCUUCUUCUUCUCAUUUUUCUUCUUCCUAUUCUUCUUCUUCUCAUUUUUCUUCUUCCUAUUCUUCUUCUUCUCAUUAUUAUUCUUCUUCUUCUUCUUCCUCU